GCUAGCCUAGGACUCGGAGCUGUUCCUAGACUUUGUUGGGUUCUAACUUCUACGUAGGUACCUUACCAAAUUCCGCUUUGAGGUGUCUCCAGUUUCCAGAGUUCAAGUGUAAGCCUAGGACGUCUAAGAAAACAGAAGCGCACCACCGCCACCAGUUGACCGACCUCAUCAUUGGCUGUGAAGUCUGCUGCCAUAUGCAUCAUUUAUGUCGUCUUCACAGGCCUUGAGCAGGUGCUCAGACGGCGAAUGACUUUAAUAUCGUCGUUGCAUUCUUGGUAGACAUGACCAGAAGGUAAUUCGUGGAUCGCUGAAGGGCAUACAAUCUGAGCAAUGAGGGACCAAAGAGCGCUCUUCGGGAUCCAGGGAUAAGAUGCGCCAUGGGCUGACUACGUGGCGUGCAAUACGAAUGUUAUCAAGGGUCAGAUACACUAGCUACAGAGUCACACUGGCAUUAAUCAGGGCCUCAAAAUCCCUCCCUGCUUUGUAUGGUCCGGAGCAGGCUCACAGAGGUCAGGUAGCAGACCCCUUCAGGCUUCAGUAAAGGCAAUCUGAAGCGAAAGCUGCCUUGCAAGCAUGACUGCCCCUGCCCUGAAAGUAGGGUCGGCAAUCCCCGGCUACAAGGGCUGCUUCUCCAUAGAAUCAUUCAUCGAGCGGAAAGGGGUCAAGAUCGGCGGUAAGCGAAAGCACGUCGUGUUGCGCAGCGGCUCUUCUGAUGGACGCUCGGGGUUUGGCGAUAUGGUGGAUGGGAGAUCGGGGUUUGUCAGCAACACAAUGCCGGGGAUGCGUAUCCAAGCAACCCAGGCGUCUCCAGAGCUUCUCUUUGAGGGGCCCGGGCAAGCGCAGUAUGUCAUGAAGGUCAACCAGAUCACUCUAUUGCGCACAAAGUUCAUGCAUGAAGGCAAGGCCACAAUUGAAACUAAGGACAUCAAUGUGUAUCUCACGACCACAACCCAGACGGACCUCUCCCGCCUCAUUCACUGGAUUGUGGACUUCAAAGGGAAGAAGAAGCCAGGAGCCACAGACCCCUGCAAGUCUUGCAUUGCUUCGCACUCUGGAAAAGCGGCCAAGGAAGAGCAGAGGAAGAGGAAGAGGGACGAAAAGGAAGCCCAGCUGGAGGAGGAGCGCAAGGCCAAGCUGCAAGUUCGGAUGCGCAAGGAGGUGGAGAAGAAGAAGUUGGAAGAUGAGAAGCGGGUCAAGAAGGAGACAGCGGAUCGGCUCAAGAAAGAAGCGGAGGAAGAGAAGCGGCGGAAAGCCGAAGUCGAGCGCGUCAAGCGGGAAGAGGCGGAUCGGAUCGCACGUGAGGAAGCAGAACGAGAGCGGAAACGGAAGGAAGAGGAGGAACGGAUCAGGAUGGAGCUUGAGAGGAAGCGCAGGGAGGAAGAGGCGGAGCGGCAACGACUCGAAGCGGAACGGAAACGGAAGGAAGAAGAAGAACGGUUGCUCAAGUUGGAAGAAGAGCGGCUGCGAAGAUUGGAGGAAUUGAGAAGGUUAGAGGAACUGAGAAGGCAGGAGGAAGAGAGGCUCCGCAAGCUUGAGGAGGAGCGGAAACGAAAGGAGGAGGAAGAGCGGAUACGGAAGGCAGAGGAGGAACGGAAGCGGAAGGCGGAAGAGAAACGGCUGAGAAAGCUGGAGGAGGAGCGGAUAAGAAAACUAGAGGAAGAGAGAAAGAGGAAACUAGAAGAGGAGAGGAAAAGGAAGGCGGAAGAAGAAAGGCAGCGGAGAGCAGAAGAGGAACGGCAGCGGAACGCGGAGCAGGAGCGGCUGAGGCAGGCGGAGGAAGCACGGCGGAAGCAGGAAGCGGAAGAGGAACGGACCCGGAAAACGAGGGAGGCGAAGGAGAGGCUGGCGCGCAUGCAGGCCGAGGCCGAGCGGCAGCGCGAGCAGACGGCGACGGCGAAAGCUGCGGGGGCGAAGGCGGCGGAAGCGGAGCGCAAGCGCCAGGAGGCGGAGCGCAAACGACAAGAAAACGCAGAGAAGCGGGCGGAGAAAGCGCGGCAGACCGCGCAGAAAAAGGCGACGACCGCGGCCGCCAAGGCGGCACGGGACCAGGCCGCCCGAGAUGCGCGCGCGCACGAGGAGGAGCGCCGCGCGCAAGAGGCGGGGCGGGCUCGAGCGGAAGCAGCGGAACAGGAGCGGAUCCGGGCGGAAGAGAAGCGCCGGGCGGAGCAAGAGGCGUACCGGAAGUUCCAGGAGAACUGGCAGCGCGAGCAGCGCGAGCAGGCCAAGCGCCGCUUCGAGGAACAGCAGAAGCAGCACGCCGCCGCCGCGGCGGCGAAUCUGCUGCAGAACCCGCCGGUGCUGACGUACGCCCAGUUCGAGGCGGGGUGGGAGAGCCUGUGGAAGAACCUGAGCUCCGACGCCCCGCUGCGCUGCUCCCAAAUCCCCUGGCCGCCGCUCGGCAACCCCGUCUUCUACCUGCAAAAUGAGGGGCCAGACACUGUUUGCAAGAGGGACCCCGUCUUCUACCUGCAAAACGAGGGGCCAGACGACCAGAGGAAGAAGUUCCGCAAGGCGUUGCUGCGUUGGCACCCGGACAAGUUCGGGCAGGCGUGCGGCAAGCGGCUGGUCGACGUCGAGCGUGACGUCAUCUUGGAGCGAGUCAAGGAGAUCUUCAACGAAGUGCAGGCCCAGAGGCCGUGUUAAUUGCGAUGUCUGUUUUGCAGAGCCCGCAAUAGGUGGGCUGCUGUUUGGGUGACUUCAUUGCCUAUUAAACUUCUUCAACACCGGAAGUGGGUCUCCGUAUGUGUUGGUCAAACAUGUCGCGCCACAGAGAGCACGGCCGGCAACGGACGAAAGAAGUUGUACAGACGUCUCGCUCGUGGGGUUGUGUCAGACGUCUCUUGCGUCAAGCUGAUUACGAGCACGCGGUGGACAGUAUUAGAUGAAGAUGUAGACGGUCGGACUCAACAUGUGUCCUGUGUAUAUGCCUUUGGAACACGCGGGGUAUGCGGA
Molecule: messenger RNA, 2952 nt
Organism: Klebsormidium nitens
Lineage: Eukaryota; Viridiplantae; Streptophyta; Klebsormidiophyceae; Klebsormidiales; Klebsormidiaceae
Source: the annotation of a GenBank genome assembly